Capsella rubella is the source of this 1461-nucleotide messenger RNA. RefSeq names its product cyclin-A3-2. Gene Ontology annotation, cellular component: cytoplasm; nucleus; cyclin-dependent protein kinase holoenzyme complex. Gene Ontology annotation, biological process: regulation of cyclin-dependent protein serine/threonine kinase activity; mitotic cell cycle phase transition. The transcript has 6 exons. The record is from RefSeq and is a predicted model, not a curated record. Gene Ontology annotation, molecular function: cyclin-dependent protein serine/threonine kinase regulator activity. Lineage: Eukaryota; Viridiplantae; Streptophyta; Magnoliopsida; Brassicales; Brassicaceae. The coding region runs from base 79 to 1188 and encodes 369 amino acids.
GAUCUCAAUCUCUCAAUCUCAAUCUCAAUCUCUUCCUCUCUCUUCCUCCUCUCUCAUCUCCUCAAACCCAUCUCAACCAUGACGGAGAAAGAGAUCUGUGUGAGAGUUACGAGAGCCGCGGCGAAGAGAAAAGCUUCUCUUUGUGUAGAUGAAGAUCGGGUCAACAAGAAGAGAGUUGUCCUUGGCGAGCUUCUUAAUGUCUCCAAUGUCAAUGUCUUGGCUAAUCUCAGUCAGAUUAGAGAAACCCAGAAGCCAAAAAAGAGUCUUAAAGCUCCGGUGAAGCAGAUUAAGACAGCUCCGGUGGUUAUUGACCUAGAAUCAUCACAAUCUGACAUUGAUUCAAGAUCUGAUGAUCCUCAAAUGUGUGGUCCUUAUGUCGGAGACAUCUACCAGUAUCUUCGUGACUUGGAGAUGAAGCCAAAGCAAAGACCUUUACCUGAUUAUAUAGAAAAGGUUCAGAAAGAUGUGACAGCAAGCAUGAGAGGGGUUUUGGUGGAUUGGUUAGUUGAAGUUGCUGAAGAGUACAAACUUGGAUCUGAAACACUUUAUCUCACUGUUUCACACAUUGAUAGAUUCUUGUCUUUGAAGACUGUUAAGAAGCAAAGGCUUCAGCUUGUGGGAGUUUCUGCUAUGCUUAUUGCUUCGAAGUAUGAAGAGAUAAGUCCUCCUAAAGUUGAAGACUUUUGUUACAUUACCGAUAAUACGUUUUCGAAACAAGAUGUGGUGAAGAUGGAAGCUGAUAUACUUCUUGCGCUUCAGUUUGAAUUGGGAAGGCCUACGAUCAAUACGUUUAUGAGACGGUUCACAAGGGUUGCACAAGAAGAUUUCAAAGUUGCAAACUUGCAGCUAGAGCCUCUCUGUUGCUAUCUUUCAGAGUUGAGCAUAUUAGAUUACAAAGCUGUGAAGUUUUUGCCAUCUAUGUUGGCUGCUUCUGCUGUUUUUCUCGCUCGAUUCAUCAUCCGUCCCAAACAACAUCCUUGGAACCAAAUGCUAGAAGAUUACACAAAGUACAAAGCGGCUGAUCUACAAGUGUGUGUUGGAAUCAUACAUGACUUGUAUCUGAGCAGAAGAGGAGGAGCUUUACAAGCUAUUAGGGAGAAAUACAAGCACCAUAAGUUUCAAUCCGUUGCGACCAUGCCUGUAUCACCAGAGCUGCCAGUUACCUUUUGGGAGGAUGUUACCAUUUGAUCUGAACCAAUCUUUCUGUCGUUGGCUAAUGUUACUGAGCUUGAUUACCAAAUCUUGUGUCAAGUAGUAUAAGGCACAAAGAUCAACAAGUGAAGCUAGAUGAGUAAGAACUAUAGAAGUGAAGGCAGAAGCAAAUAAGUUUGUGUUAUAUGAAGAUGUUGUGAUGUGUUAUUCAAAUCUCAUUUUGUUUAGUAUGUAACUCAGAAUAAUUUUAUACAAUUAUGCAAUAUGAUAUGCAUAUUUAUGUGACAUAAUUUUAUACGUUUGCCUUAA